UUAUAGGCCAUCCCCGAACACCGGAGAUGCUACACUCCCGCUGCCUCAGCCCCCGGGGCCCCUCCACCCCGCGCAUGCUCCCACUCAGCCUGAGCCCGGGAGUCCACCUCCAUUCAGCCAGUACGCAGGAUCACAACCCCCUCCGUAAGACCCCUUCUCAAGACGCGUCCGUCGCGGUGUGUUUGCGUCAUCGCGCCACGCCACCAGUAGAGCCCGGGGAAGAUGGCGGCAGCCGUUCUUAGUGGGCCCUCAGCGGGCUCCCCGGCUGGGGUUCCCGGGGGAACCGGGGGUCUCUCGGCGAUGAACUCGGGCCCGCGUCUUCGUCUGCUGCUGCUGGAGAGCGUUUCCGGUUUGCUGCAGCCGCGAACGGGGUCUACCAUUGCUCCUGUGCAUCCCCCUGUCUGUUCGGUUCCACAUUUGCCCGGGCUCAUGUGCCUAUUGCGGUUGCAUGGGACGGUGGGCGGGGCCCAGAAUCUUUCAGCCCUUGGAGCAUUGGUGAGUCUCAGUAAUGCACGUCUAGGUUCCAUCAAAACUCGGUUCGAGGGCCUAUGUCUGCUGUCCCUGCUGGUGGGAGAGAGCCCUACAGAGAUGUUCCAGCAGCACUGUGUGUCCUGGCUUCGUAGCAUUCAGCAGGUGUUGCAGUCCCAGGACCCUCCACCCACCAUGGAGUUGGCUGUGGCUGUCCUGAGGGACCUACUCCGAUAUGCAGCCCAACUUCCUACACUGUUUCGGGACAUCUCCAUCAACCACCUUCCUGGACUUCUCACUUCCCUGCUGGGCCUUAGACCAGAGUGUGAGCAGUCAGCAUUAGAAGGAAUGAAGGCUUGUAUGACCUAUUUCCCUCGGGCUUGUGGUUCUCUCAAAGGCAAAUUGGCCUCAUUUUUCUUGUCUCGAGUGGAUGCCUUGAGCCCUCAGCUCCAGCAGCUGGCCUGUGAGUGUUAUUCCAGGCUGCCUUCCUUAGGGGCUGGCUUUUCCCAGGGCCUGAAGCACACUGAGAGCUGGGAGCAGGAGUUGCACAGCCUGCUGGCCUCACUGCACAGCCUGUUGGGGGCCCUCUAUGAAGGCGCAGAAACGGGAAGGAAUGGAAAGAAGAUAGUAUAUGAGGUGAUCGUUUGCUGCUCAGCUCCUGUUCAGAAUGAAGGCCCUGGAGUGGAGACGCUGCUUUCCCCUUCAGAAGAUGGUGAUGCCCAUGUCCUCCUGCGCCUUCGGCAGAGGUUUUCAGGACUGGCCCGCUGUCUGGGGCUUAUGCUCAGCUCUGAGUUUGGGGCUCCUGUUUCCGUGCCUGUGCAGGAAGUCCUGGAUCUCAUCUGCCGGACUCUCAGUGUCAGUGGCAAGAAUAUUAGCUUGCUUGGAGAUGGUCCCCUGAGGUUGCUAUUACUGCCGUCUAUCCACCUUGAAGCCUUGGACCUGCUCUCUGCACUCAUUCUUGCGUGUGGAGGCCGGCUCUUACGCUUUGGGGCUCUGAUCAGUCGCCUGCUCCCCCAGGUCCUCAAUGCCUGGAGCAUUGGUAGGGAUACUCUCUCUCCUGGCCAGGAGAGGCCUUACAGCACUAUUCGGACCAAAGUAUAUGCUAUCUUAGAGCUGUGGGUGCAGGUUUGUGGGGCCUCAGCAGGGGUGCUUCAGGGAGGAGCCUCUGGAGAGGCCCUGCUCACUCAUCUACUCAGUGAUAUCUCCCCACCAUCUGAUGCCCUUAAGCUACGCAGCCCUCGGGGGAGCCCUGAUGGGGGUUUGCAAACUGGGAAGCCUAGUGCCCCCAAGAAGAUAAAGCUGGAUGUAGGGGAGGCUAUGGCCCCACCCAGCCACCGGAAAGGAGAGAACAAUGCCAACAGUGAUGUCUGUGCAGCUGCGCUGAGAGGCCUCAGCCGGACCAUCCUCAUGUGUGGGCCUCUCAUCAAGGAGGAGACUCACAGGAGACUGCAUGAUCUGAUUCUGCCUCUGGUCAUGGGUGUCCAGCAGGGUGAGGUCCUGGGCAGCUCCCCAUAUACCAGCUCCUGUUGCCGCCGUGAGCUCUACCGCCUGCUGCUGGCGCUAUUGCUGGCGCCUUCUCCUCGCUGCCCACCUCCUCUUGCCUGUGCCCUGCAAGCUUUCUCCCUUGGUCAGCGAGAGGACAGUCUUGAGGUCUCCUCUUUCUGUUCGGAAGCACUGGUGACCUGUGCUGCUCUAACUCACCCCCGAGUUCCUCCUCUACAAGCCAUGGGCCCCACCUGCCCCACACCUGCCCCUGUGCCCCCUCCUGAGGCCCCGUCUCCAUUCAGAGCUCCGCCUUUCCAGCCCCCAGGCCCUAUGCCUUCUGUAGGUCCCAUGCCUUCUGCAGGUCCCAUGCCCUCAGCAGGCCCAUUGACCUCUUCAGGCUCUAUGCCCUCAGUAGGCCCAAUGCCUUCCGCAGGCCCCAUGCCCUCAGCAGGCCCCAUACCCUCUGCAGGCCCUGUGCCCUCAGCACGCCCUGGACCUCCAGCCACAGCCAACCACUUAGGCCUUUCUGUCCCAGGCCUGGUAUCUGUACCCCCUCGGCUCCUUCCUGGCCCUGAGAACCAUCGUGCAGGCUCCAGUGAGGACCCUGUCCUUGCUCCUAGUGGGACUCCUCCACCCACCAUCCCACCAGAUGAAACUUUUGGGGGGAGAGUACCCAGACCAGCCUUUGUCCACUAUGAUAAGGAGGAGGCAUCUGAUGUUGAGAUCUCCUUAGAAAGCGACUCUGAUGACAGCGUGGUGAUUGUGCCUGAGGGGCUUCCGCCCCUGCCACCCCCACCACCCUCGGGCACCACUCCUCCCCCUGUUGCCCCUACUGGGCCCCCAACAGCAUCCCCUCCUGUGCCAGCCAAGGAGGAGCCUGAAGAGCUUCCUGCAGCCCCAGGGCCUCUCCCUCCGCCCCCACCCCCACCUGUACCUGGUCCUGUGACACUCCCGCCACCGCAGCUGGUCCCUGAGGGGACUCCUGGAGGGGGAGGACCCCCAGCUCUGGAAGAAGAUUUGACAGUUAUUAAUAUCAAUAGCAGUGAUGAAGAGGAGGAGGAAGAGGAAGAGGAGGAAGAAGAAGAAGAAGAAGAGGAGGAGGAGGAGGAAGAAUUUGAGGAAGAAGAAGAGGAGGAAGAAGAGUAUUUUGAAGAGGAAGAAGAGGAGGAAGAAGAGUUUGAAGAAGAAUUUGAGGAGGAAGAAGGUGAAUUAGAGGAAGAAGAGGAGGAAGAGGAAGAGGAGGAGGAAGAAGAGUUGGAAGAGGUUGAAGAGUUGGAGUUUGGCUCAGCAGGAGGGGAGGUAGAAGAAGGUGGACCUCCACCCCCAACCCUGCCCCCAGCUCUCCCUCCUCCAGAGUCUCCCAAAGAGCACCCUGAGCCAGAACCAGAGCCUGGGCUGCUGCUGGAAGUGGAGGAACCAGGAUCAGAAGAGCAGCAUGGGACUGAGACAGCCCCUACCCUAGCCCCCGAGGUGCUCCCUUCUCAGGGUGAGGAAGAGAGGGAAGGGAGAAGCCCAGAGGCAGGGCCACCUCCUCAGGAGCUUGUUGAAGAAGAACCCUCUGCUCCUCCAACCCUGCUGGAAGAGGGGACUGAGGGUGGGGGUGACAAUGUGCCACCCCCACCAGAGACAGCUGCAGAAGAAGAGAUGGAGACAGAGACGGAGGCUGCAGUUCUCCAGGAAAAGGAGCAGGAUGACACAGCUGCCAUGUUGGCUGACUUCAUCGAUUGCCCCCCUGAUGAUGAGAAGCCACCACCUACCACGGAACCUGACACCUAGCUCUCUUCCACAUCCCAACACUUUGUUUCCAAUAAAGUUAUAUCCUUAGA
Molecule: messenger RNA, 3779 nt
Organism: Ictidomys tridecemlineatus (thirteen-lined ground squirrel)
Lineage: Eukaryota; Metazoa; Chordata; Mammalia; Rodentia; Sciuridae
Source: RefSeq, a predicted model, not a curated record